UCAUCCGGUCUCUUACUGCCUCAAAUUAUGUCCUUCUCUUAUAUCUGCUGGGAUGGAAAUAAUGAUAUUGAGAAGUUUUUCUACAAUGUGAUACGUGCAAAGAAAGUUUUUUUUUUGACACACACUAAGAACAACUGCUCGUAUUUGCUUUAUUUCUCUAUUGGAACUAAAUGAAUAUGUCUGUUUGGAGAAAAAAUGAUUGGUGAUAGUAAAUUCCAAGUGAAGAUGUGAAGUGUUCUUGAGUCUCAGUGUUCUUGCUUCUCCUUUUCAUAAUGUCAAGGGUUCAAAAUUUCCUUUGUGUUCUUUUUAUAUAUAUCACUGUCCUGGGCUUAAUCCACCACUAAUCAAGCCCCUCCCAAUGUCCUUUUCCAAAUCCAUCUUAAUCCUUAGUAUAUUUAUAUAUAUACAUAGUCUAUCUACCAUCCAAAAUGAAGGCUCAAGUCAGUGCUAUGAGCUCUGAACCUUUUGUUGAAGUGAUCCCAGGAAUUGUUUGUGAUCAUAGAUAUACUAGGCUCAUCAACUCAAAGAGCAGCUAUUUUUAUGAUAUGAAGAGCUCUCUGAUGUCAACAGCCAAAGAUACAGACAGAAUACUUUUUCCCUUCUGAUUUGCAAGCAGCUCCUCUCAGAGAUACUCCAUCAUUUCCACAUCAACUCCUUUGCUAAAAAUGGAAAGAAGAUCAACAUUUUAUGAAAGUCAGGAGGAGGAGACUGAGCAGAAGAAACAAAUGCUUCAAAUGGGAACCACAACAAUGAAAAGGAAAUUUAGAACAAGUGAUGAAGAAUUGGAUGAUAUUCCAGUGUCUUCCAUUGACCUUUCGGUGGCAAGGGCUGAGCAAGUUCUGAGACCAACCUGGAACACCAUCAGACAUGACCCCAGAGAGUUUUGGGUGGAAACCAGGGAUUGGAGUCAUGGGAGCUUUAGGAAGUACAUGGAUAAGUUGGAGGUCAAUGUUAUACAGGCUUGCAGAUCCUUGCGUGAGAGGGUGGACCGAAAGGCUCUACGCAGAAAGGCUGAGGAGAAAUGCAGACAGAUGAAAGAGUUCAGAGAGCUAUGUGGAAGACGAGCCCCUAUGUUCUGGGUACCCCUAAGAGCACAUUGCGUGUGGGAGAGGAUGUCCGUCACGCUUGUCUGCACUGUACUAGGAAACCCCAAACCUCUCAUACAAUGGUUUAAAAAUGGAGAACCAAUUGACCUAAGAUCUUCCCCACCCGGGAAAUACAGGAUCCUAAAUGAAUAUGGAAUGCUUACGUUAGAAAUCCGCAGAUGCUCUCUGGAAGACUCUGCUGAUUACAGUGUGGUAGCUACAAAUACAUUUGGACAAGCAACCUCCUUCGCUAAUGUACUCGUAAGACAAUAUGUAGGAAUGAAAUCAGGAUGGGAUUCUGUUUCAUAUCCUGCUCUCUUACCGGUCUAUGAAGGGGAGUUCACCAGUGUACUAAAACCUGUGUUUGCUAGAGAGAACGAGGCUUUUACCCUGUCCUGCUCUGUAUCUUCCAGCCUAGAAAGGCAUGGACCAAGUGUUCACUGGUUUAGGGAUGGGGAAUUGCUAAAGGACUCGGCACGUAGGAGAACAACCUGCUUGGGUAAUGAAGUGUCUCUCAGUGGGUCCCCAGUUUACAAAGAAGAUGAAGGACUGUAUACAGUCAGUGUGCCAGCUCCGUCUGGACAUCAGGAACAAAGUGCCUAUCUUUUUGUCAGAGAUGCUGAGCCAGAAGCAUUGGGGGCACCAGGGUCUCCUCUUUGUGUACGGUGCCAUGAUAUCCAUAAAGAUUGUCUGCUUUUAUCUUGGGCCCCUCCGAGUAAUGACAGAGGAAGCUCUGUGCAUGGUUAUUAUGUUGAGAGGUGUGAUGUAUCAUCCGAUCAGUGGAUACAGUGCAAUGAAGUCCCAACAAAGAUCUGUAGAUUCCCUGUGUCUGGUCUUAUUGAAGGAAAGACAUAUCUGUUCAGAGUGAAAGCUGUCAACCAAGCUGGUGUUAGUCUUCCAUCUAAGGCCAGUGAACCCGUCACCAUGAGAGACUCUGCUAAAGAAGAAAGAGCAAUAGAGAUCCCAUAUGAUGAAGGCAGAAAGAUCAUUGUUAGCAAAGAUGAUUUAAUUGAAGAACCUGUCAAAGUCCCUUCGCCCCCUUCUAAUGUCCAUGCUGGGGAGGUCAGUGAAGAUUACAUUGUGCUUUGCUGGGAUGAACCAGAACCACAUGGGAAAGAACCUCUGUCUUACUAUGUAGAAAAGUCCAUUGCAGGCAGCAACAAAUGGCAGAGAAUAAAUCUGGAAACACCUGUGAAUUCUCCGAGGCUGGCUGUAUUUGAGCUUGAUAAAGGCAAAUCAUAUUGUUUCCGAGUUCAGGCUAUAAACAAACAUGGAGCAAGUGAUCACUCAAAGCCAAGUGAACCCAUCUCACUUGGGGCAACUCUAGUUGUUCCUCCUGCACCAGAUCAUAUGAUGGCACUACGAGACACAAACACUUCAGUGGUUGUGCAGUGGGGUAAGGUGGAAUGUGAUCCAGAGAUCCUUGGCUAUUAUAUAUACAGUCGGGUCUCAGGGGACGCUGACUGGCAACCAGUGAACAACAAGCCAUUGAAAGGUACAAGGUUUACUGUCCCUGAGCUGGAGACUGGGAAGGAUUACGAGUUCUCUGUUAGAGCAGUGAAUGAAGCUGGGCUCGGUGAACGAUCUCCUGUAUCUGACCCUAUAAACAUAAAUCAGGCCAUUUAUUGUCCAUCUGCUCCAUAUGACUUUGUGCUUCUAAGCUGUGGGAAAGAUGAAAUGACUAUAGGCUGGAAAGCUCCCAAGUUCACAGCUGGCAGAGAAGUGCUUGGAUACUACCUUGACCAGCAUGACUCCUCGGAGUUGACAUGGAAAGAUGUGAGAAGUGAACCAAUUCCUAAGAGAACAUGCAAGGUAACUGAUCUACAUGAAGGUCAUUUUUAUGAAUUCCGAGCUAGAGCAAUGAACUCAGCAGGAGUAGGAAAGAUGUCAGAACCAAGUGACCUCUUCAAAUGUGAAGAGUGGACGAUGGCAGUGCCAGGUCCCCCUUAUGAUGUAAGAUGCACAGAGGUGCGUAACACUUCACUGAUGCUCCACUGGGAGCCUCCUGUAUAUGAAGGUUGCAGCUCAGUCACUGGUUACUUCAUAGAGAUGCAGGAGGAAGGAUCUGAUACAUGGAAGAAAAUUAAUGAAAGCCCAACAUCUGACACUCAUCUGAGGAUUUCUGACUUGGAGACUGGAAAACAAUACCAGUUCCGUGUCAUUCCAAUUAACUCUGCUGGAACUGGGAGCCCAUCUCUGCCCUGUGAUCCUGUGAUUGCUGCAACCAAACCAGGUACUAAUGAGAUAGAAGUUGGUGUUGAUGACGAAGGAGUCAUUUUCCUUUCUUUUGAAAAUCCGGAGCCAAUAGACAAUCCCCAGUUCAUCUGGUCAAAAAAUUACAAGGGAGCUCCAGAUCCAGAGAGAACAGAGAUAUCUACAGAAGGAAAUAAGUCCAAGCUAGUGUUAACAAAUCCAUCUGCAGAUGAUCUAGGAACUUAUUCUGUGGAGGUGCUGAACACUGAUGGGGUAUCUGCUAGCCACACACUAACAGAAGAAGAAUUAGCAGAUCUGUUGAAGAAAAGCCAUGAUGUGCAACAUCCAUUGAUACGGCUUAUAUCUGGCUGGAAUAAAGAAGUAUUGGAAAAUGGAGAUGUGCGGCUUUGGCUACAAGUGGAAAAGCUGUCUCCUGCUGCAGACUUAGAGAUGAUUCUUAAUGACAAAAUUAUUAAUAAUACACCAAAACGAAAGAUAAACUUUGAUAAAGAGAAUGGUCUCAUUGAAAUAAUCAAGGAAGAUUUUGGCACGGAAGAUAAAGGAACAUAUACAGCCAAAGUGGCUGAUGGAAAAGCAUCAAACCAGUUCAGCCUUAUCCUCACUGGAGAAGAGUUUGAUCAAAUUUUGGACGAGUCCAACCAGAAAAAGAACAUGUGGAAAAAGAAGAAAGGACCUCAUUUUCUGGAGCAGUUGCAGUGGAAGGUUACAGAAGACUGCCAUGUUAUUAUAAUAUGCAAGGUAACAAAUAUAACUAAAGAAACAACUCUCAAGUGGUCUAUGGACAAAAAGUCACUUUCUAAGGGACAAUACGAUAGCCAGAGUGGGGAUGGAAAACUUACAAUUGAAAAGUUUACUAAUGAAGACAAAGGGAAUUACAAAGCUGUUGUGAAAGAUAGCAGAGGGGAAGAUGUAAGUGAUCUGGAUCUCUGUAAGGAAGGAUUUGAAAACAUUAUGAAAGAGAUUUGCAAAAUUAGUGCACUUUCUGCUUCUCCAUUGAAAUGUCAAGGCACUUCGGAAGGAAUUAAAAUAUACAGCGAUGUAAAAUAUUUCACUGAAAGCAUGAAUCCAACUUGGCACCACAAAAACAAGAAAUUGGACAGUACAGACAGAGUUAAAUCGGGAAGCACAAUGAACCAAGUCUGGCUUCAUAUAAUCAACCCUACAGAUGCAGACAAAGGGCUGUAUGUUUUAGAACUAUUUGAUGGCAAAGACAUUCAUAAACGGACCCUUGACCUGAGUGGUAAAGCAUUUGAUGAUGCUAUGGCUGAACAUCUCAAAUUUAAGGAAGCUGCUAUUACAGAGAAAAAUCGUGCUAAAGUAGUCCGAGGUCUCCCAGAUCUAGCUACAAUAAUGGAAGACAAGACUCUGUGUCUGACAUGUCACAUAUCUGGGGACCCUUCUCCUGAAAUUACCUGGAUAAAAAAUGAGAGAAAGGUGGUGUUUAAAGACAGAUACAAGUUGGACGUGAAAGGUACAGUGGUAACCAUUACCAUAGAUAAGAUUUGUGCCGAGGACUCUGGAAGAUACAGCAUUACAGUAAAGAACAAAUAUGGUUCAGAGACUGGCCAAGUUACUGUGAGCGUCUUCAAACAUGGUGAAGAACCAGAGGAACUUAAAAAGACAAUGGGAAAACCUCAGAAACAAAAGUGAAAUCCGUAGUUAAAAGAAGUGCUAAAUCUGAUUUAAUCUGCCUUAACUGUGUGCACAAUAUGUAACCUAUAUAGUAACACUUUACUGAAGCUGCUUCUACACAUUAAGUGUAUGUUAUAUCACUCUGGUGUGAUUUUCUUUUUGCAGUUUACUUUGUAUGUAAUGUAUGAUUCUUGAAUAAACAAUUGCUCAAUCAA
Molecule: messenger RNA, 5146 nt
Organism: Spea bombifrons (plains spadefoot toad)
Lineage: Eukaryota; Metazoa; Chordata; Amphibia; Anura; Pelobatidae
Gene: MYOM3
Product: myomesin 3
Exons: 37
Coding region: 666-4949 (1427 amino acids)
Molecular function (GO): protein binding
Source: RefSeq, a predicted model, not a curated record